Salvia splendens (bonfire salvia) is the source of this 618-nucleotide messenger RNA. RefSeq lists its product as uncharacterized. The record is from RefSeq and is a predicted model, not a curated record. Lineage: Eukaryota; Viridiplantae; Streptophyta; Magnoliopsida; Lamiales; Lamiaceae. The coding region runs from base 1 to 618 and encodes 205 amino acids. The transcript has a single exon.
AUGCUGCUGGAAAUCCGAGACGAAUUGCUUACCGACCACCCGAGAAGAGAGGUGGAGAAGCUGUUGGGACAAUGGUACGGGAGCAAGGGAGCGGUCGAGGCAUACGACUGGUUCAGGCCAAAAGGAGAACGACGACUAUGGCACAGAUUCGUGUGGAAGGAGUUUGUCCCGCCAAAGUACUCCUUCACUACUUGGCAAGCUCUUAAAGGACGACUUCCAACGAGGGACAGACUGGGCUACAUGAACAUCGAUCAACGCUGUCCCUUGUGCAUGGCGCACAAGGAGUCCGUGGACCACCUCUUCUUCAAAUGCAACAAGACAUGGGCAGUUUGGAAGGAGAUCAAAUCUUGGUUGGGAAUGCAAAGGAACAUCACCACAAUACCGAGCGCCAUCAAGUGGGUGAUCAAGGAAAGAAGUGCAGCGGCAAUCAUCCGCAAGGCUAGAAGGCUAGCCCUCAUCGCAGUGGUCAGCCUAAUGUGGAGAGGCAGGAAUGCCUUGAUUCUCGACGGAUCAACAUUCGAACCCAAGCACUUGGUGUUCGAAGUGAAGAAGGUAACAUAUGCAGUGUUAUACUCCCUUUAUCCGCAUGAACAAGUGACCGAGCACUUGGGAAUUUAG